AUCAGGUUCCUUGCGUUUUUCAUGCAUCUGCUUGUUCGUCUCUUCACUAUUGCAAAGCCAAGAGCGCAACGCAAUAUCUCCCCAUUACCACGAAAACCGCCAUGGACGCAAGCCAGCUCCAGGCCUUCUCCAGAGCCACUCUUCUCGGCCUGGUCCUCGCCUCCAUGGUGACCUUGGUGCCGCACGGCUUCUCCUGCCUCAGGAGCCUCCUCUCCUUGUCGCUCCCUUCCGCCGCUUCGGCGAUCGUCACGCCGAAGCAGUGUCUCUUCAUCUUCUCCAACAUCAUCGUCGUCUUCCUCGCCAGGGAGUCGAAGCUACUCUCGCAGAACGGUGCUCGAUCCUCCCUGGAUGACGAAAUAGAUUCCGUGGUGCGCGAGCUUGCGGUUUUCGAACCGUCGAUCAAAGAGAACCAUGCCGGUGCAGAAGAGACCGUGGGAGAAGAACGAGGAGUUGACGAAGCAGCUGUACUCAUGAGCACGCAGCAGCUGGAUCAGUGUGAAAAAACAUCGACUACUUUGGGUGUGAAGGAGAUGCCAGGAGAAGAGGGUGAAGAGGAGGCGUCGGAGCUGCCUGCUGACGAGCUGAACAGGAGAGUCGAAGACUUCAUCGCCAGGUUCAACAUGGAGAGGCAGCUCGAGGAGAGGACGAUGGUCGUGUGCUUCUAGCUGCUGAGGAGAGUAGCGCCUAUGCUUGAGUUUGUAAAGUUAUUAAGGUAUAUUUACCGAAGCUGGUUAAUGCACCUUAUCAAGUGUAAGCAAAAAAUGCAUGAAAUAAUUAUCAUGCUUUUGAUGUAUAUAUCAUUCCACGUUUGCUAUUAUGCAGCAACGUAAUCA
Molecule: messenger RNA, 833 nt
Organism: Lolium rigidum
Lineage: Eukaryota; Viridiplantae; Streptophyta; Magnoliopsida; Poales; Poaceae
Exons: 1
Coding region: 102-665 (187 amino acids)
Source: RefSeq, a predicted model, not a curated record